Messenger RNA from Lachancea thermotolerans CBS 6340, 1176 nucleotides. It is a transcript of the gene MAC1, whose product is annotated as Mac1p. The record is from RefSeq and is a predicted model, not a curated record. The transcript has a single exon. Lineage: Eukaryota; Fungi; Ascomycota; Saccharomycetes; Saccharomycetales; Saccharomycetaceae. Bases 1 to 1176 code for a protein of 391 amino acids. Gene Ontology annotation, cellular component: nucleus. Gene Ontology annotation, molecular function: DNA-binding transcription factor activity, RNA polymerase II-specific; copper ion binding; RNA polymerase II cis-regulatory region sequence-specific DNA binding. Gene Ontology annotation, biological process: intracellular iron ion homeostasis; positive regulation of transcription by RNA polymerase II; intracellular copper ion homeostasis.
AUGAUAAUAUAUGACGGGGAAAAGUAUUCUUGCGUGUCCUGUAUCCGAGGCCACAGAUCAUCCACAUGCAAGCACAGCAACAGAAUGCUCGUGAAGGUGCGCACGAGGGGGAGGCCCUCUGCCCAAACAGUGCGCAAAGUAAUUUUGGUUGACGCAAGCUCUCAAGUUAAUUCUGGGCUUCACGAGGAAGGUGACGGUGGGUCUCCUUCAUGCUGCUCGUCUGCCGGGGCGAGGUCUUGCUCGAAAAUGAACAAGCAGCCAAUCCUCUUUCUACGUACCAUGAGCAUGCAAAAAGCACUUCUGGUAGAUGGGGCGCUCAAAAUUAUGAUAGAGGACAACGACCCAAACUUCCAAGGCAGAUAUAAAUUUGUAUCUGAAAAGGACUACUUGCUUAACCAUUUAGAUACUUCGCAAAAGGGAUGCGCAAUGAGCGCGGAAAGUAUUACAAGAGCUGGCAGCUCCGAAGCUCAAUCUCUGGAGCGCUUUCUUAGUGAAGGUAUGUCGCCGGCGAGCAGCUCUAACAAGCAAGAGUUAUCAGAAAUUAAAUUCGAGGGCCACCAUGAGACCCUGGUCUACCCCGUUCAAAACAUACCACGCGAAGCAGGAAACGCUUCUCCCGAAAUUGCUAAUAAUUCCAUGGUUGAGCUCUUUACUCACAAGGGCGUUUAUUUAAGCACCCAAUGUAACUGUGCUGAUGGCAAUUGCCUUUGCGUCAAUUGUCUCAUACACAGGAAAGAGGAGGAGCUAGAGAAAUACAUUCAGCAGAGCGGAGUCCCUCUUUCUACCAUAGGAAAUGGCCGGAUCACUUUUCCGGAAGAGCAGUCUCCAAAUAAUACAUUUAUCUGCCGAUCUCCAGCGGAAGACUGCACCGCCCAAGAAUGUCUCCUACAUCCAGAAGAGAUUAUUCCACUUAACCAAAUAUUUUUAUAUGGGCUGGUGAAUGUUCCAUUGAGGCGAAAACAUGUUAUAAAGUUCAGACACAAACUCAUUCCGUCUAAAUUUUGGUGGCAUCUUUUGAAGGAGGAACUGCCGAGUAUGCCUCAGGACCAAUGGUCAAAAUUCGAACUUUUAAGCUGGUUCGAACAUAUCAUCAAAUCAUUCGACUCCGAGAUCCCUAAUGAGCCUAGUGGAGAUGGCGUUAAUUUGCAUUCAAUGGGGCUGAUGAUGAAUGCCUGA